Messenger RNA from Zygotorulaspora mrakii, 2289 nucleotides. RefSeq names its product i-AAA protease YME1 (gene YME1). Gene Ontology annotation, biological process: mitochondrion organization; protein quality control for misfolded or incompletely synthesized proteins. The record is from RefSeq and is a predicted model, not a curated record. The transcript has a single exon. NCBI's taxonomy places the organism in Eukaryota, Fungi, Ascomycota, Saccharomycetes, Saccharomycetales, Saccharomycetaceae. The coding region runs from base 1 to 2289 and encodes 762 amino acids. Gene Ontology annotation, molecular function: ATP-dependent peptidase activity; ATP hydrolysis activity; metalloendopeptidase activity. Gene Ontology annotation, cellular component: mitochondrial inner membrane.
AUGAGUUUGCUGCGGAUAAUCGCAUCGACAGCCGUGGGAAGUGGGGCUAAGCCGGUACUGGCAUAUAGGUUACCGAUGCUUGGUCGUGCAGUCCUAUCUAGUUAUAGUACAGUCAUGAUGCAUGGACUUCGCUCUCAGAAACAGAUACGUUCUGGAGCGCCGCUGAUAUACAGCCGGUUUUAUUCGAAGAGUAGUGGUGGCAAUGGCGGGGAAGGCGGAUCGUUCGCAUCAUCAAAUGGAACAUCCAAAUCUGCUAAUGGUGUCUCUAAGAAAGCGAGUUCAGAGGCAGCCUCGACAUCUGGGCCUGGUCUUGGGUCUAAGCCUAGCACAACGCCACAAGCGGUUUCUCAUGCGGUAUUAGCAACCAAAGAGCAGGAAGCAAAUAGGGAUUUGAACAAUCCAGAUGCACAAGCUACCUUUUACAGACUGUUGCUACAAUCUAACUAUCCACAAUAUGUUGUUUCGAGAUUCGAAACGCCGGGCAUUGCAUCAUCUCCCGAAUGCUCAGAACUGUACAUGGAAGCAUUGCAGAGGAUAGGAAGGCAUGCAGAAGCUGAUACCGUGAGGCAAACAUUGUUGACGGCAAGUUCUGCUGGUGCUGUAAAUCCGUCUCUUGCAUCCUCGUCAGUUAAUUCUCCAGCAUAUCAUGGUACUUUCCCCUCGUUGUAUACAGCAUCUUAUGGAUCACGCAAGGAGCCUCUGCAUGUUGUUGUUACGGAAUCUACAUUUGCUAUAGUCUCAAGAUGGGUGAAAUGGUUAAUUAUUUUUGGUUUGUUGACAUAUGGAGUGUCAGAAGCUUUCAAAUACAUUAGUGAAAACACAACUUUAUUGAAGUCGUCUGAAGUGGCUGAUAAGUCCGUUGAUGUUGCAAAGACUAAUGUUAGAUUUGAUGACGUACGUGGUUGUGAUGAGGCUAGAGCAGAAUUGGAAGAAAUUGUUGACUUUUUAAAAGAUCCCGCUAAGUACGAAUCUCUUGGUGGGACUUUACCAAAAGGUGUUUUGUUAACAGGGCCACCUGGCACGGGUAAAACUUUGUUGGCAAGAGCAACAGCAGGUGAAGCUGGUGUUGACUUUUUCUUCAUGUCGGGAUCUGAAUUUGAUGAAGUUUACGUUGGAGUUGGAGCCAAACGUGUUCGUGAAUUGUUUUCACAAGCACGUGCUCGUGCUCCAGCGAUUAUCUUCAUAGAUGAAUUAGAUGCUAUUGGUGGCAAACGUAAUCCAAAGGACCAAGCUUACGCAAAACAAACUUUGAAUCAACUUCUAGUCGAAUUGGAUGGUUUCUCUCAGACAAGUGGUAUUAUCAUUAUAGGUGCAACCAAUUUUCCAGAGUCGCUAGAUAAAGCUCUCACAAGACCAGGAAGGUUUGAUAAAGUUGUAAAUGUUGAUUUGCCUGACGUUCGUGGUCGUGCGGAUAUUUUGACACAUCAUAUGAAAAAGAUAACAUUAGCAUCUGACGUUGACCCAACGAUCAUUGCUCGUGGUACUCCUGGAUUAUCAGGUGCAGAAUUAGCUAAUUUGGUCAAUCAAGCAGCUGUAUACGCAUGUCAAAAAAAUGCAGUCGCUGUUGAUAUGCUACAUUUCGAAUGGGCAAAAGAUAAAAUUCUGAUGGGUGCAGAAAGGAGGACGAUGGUCUUAACCGAUGCUGCAAGAAAAGCUACUGCUUAUCAUGAGGCGGGUCACGCAAUUAUGGCAAUGUUCACGCAAGGUGCUACUCCUCUAUACAAGGCCACUAUUCUACCAAGAGGCAGAGCUUUGGGUAUAACUUUCCAAUUACCUGAAAUGGAUAAGGUUGAUAUAACACGGAAAGAAUGUUUGGCACGUCUCGACGUUUGUAUGGGUGGUAAAAUAGCCGAAGAAUUGAUAUAUGGAAAAGAGAAUACGACAAGCGGAUGUGGGUCUGAUUUGCAAAGUGCAACAGGCACAGCCAGAGCGAUGGUGACUCAAUAUGGGAUGGGUGAUCAUGUUGGACCUGUGAAUCUAGCUGACAAAUGGGAGACAUGGUCUGAUAAAAUUCGAGACAUUGCUGAUAAUGAAGUAUUGGAAAUACUUAAAGAGUCAGAAAAAAGGACAAAGAAAAUUUUAACGGAGAGAAAUGUUGAAUUACAUAGAUUAGCUGAGGGAUUGAUAGAGUAUGAAACCUUGGAUGCAAAGGAGAUUGCGAAAGUCUGUAAAGGUGAGAAAAUCAAUAAAAUGAAAGCUACAACGAACAAAGUAGUUGAAGGUCCCGAUAGUGAUGAGCGUAAAGAUGCAAAUGACAAAUCGAAAAGGCCAGCUUUAAUAAAAGCUUGA